AGGCCGUGGGGGCCCGGGCGCACGGGAGCGGGAGCGGCCGGGGGAGCCCGAUCGCACCAUGGAAGCUGCGGCGGCCAGCCGGGGCGGCUUCCAGCCGCACCCGGGGCUGCAGAAGACGCUGGAGCAGUUCCACCUGAGCUCCAUGAGCUCGCUGGGCGGCCCGGCCGCCUUCUCGGCGCGCUGGGCGCAGGAGGCCUACAAGAAGGAGAGCGCCAAGGAGGCGGGUGCGGCCACAGUGCCGGCGCCGGUGCCCACUGCCGCGGAGCCGCCGCCCGUGCUGCACCUGCCUGCCAUGCAGCCGCCGCCGCCGGUACUUCCCGGGCCCUUCUUCAUGCCGUCGGACCGCUCCACCGAGCGCUGUGAGACCGUGCUGGAAGGGGAGACCAUCUCUUGUUUCGUGGUGGGAGGCGAGAAGCGUCUGUGCCUGCCGCAGAUCCUCAACUCGGUGCUGCGCGACUUCUCACUGCAGCAGAUCAACUCGGUGUGCGACGAGCUGCACAUCUACUGCUCGCGCUGCACGGCCGACCAGCUGGAGAUCCUCAAAGUCAUGGGCAUCCUGCCCUUCUCCGCGCCCUCGUGCGGGCUCAUCACCAAGACGGACGCCGAGCGCCUGUGCAACGCGCUGCUCUACGGCGGCGCCUACCCGCCGCCUUGCAAGAAGGAGCUGGCGGCCAGCUUGGCGCUGGGCCUGGAGCUCAGCGAACGCAGCGUCCGCGUGUACCACGAGUGCUUCGGCAAGUGUAAGGGGCUGCUGGUGCCCGAGCUGUACAGCAGUCCUAGCGCCGCCUGCAUCCAGUGCCUCGACUGCCGCCUCAUGUACCCGCCGCACAAGUUCGUGGUACAUUCGCACAAGGCCCUGGAGAACCGGACCUGCCACUGGGGCUUCGACUCAGCCAACUGGCGGGCCUACAUCCUGCUGAGCCAGGACUACACAGGCAAGGAGGAGCAGGCCCGCCUUGGCCGCUGCCUGGACGAUGUGAAGGAGAAGUUCGACUAUGCCAACAAGUACAAGCGGAGGGUGCCCAGGGUCUCAGAGGCCCCAGCUUCCAUAAGACCCAAAACAGAUGACACUUCCUCACAGUCCCCUGCGUCUUCUGAGAAGGACAAGCAGUCCACUUGGCUGCGGACCUUGGCUGGUUCCUCCAAUAAGAGCCUUGGCUGUACUCACCCUCGUCAGCGCCUUUCUGCUUUCCGGCCCUGGUCCCCUGCAGUGUCAGCAAGCGAGAAAGAGACACCCCCACAUCUUCCAGCUCUGAUCCGAGACAGCUUUUAUUCCUACAAGAGCUUUGAGACAGCUGUGGCCCCCAAUGUGGCCCUAGCGCCACCAACCCAGCAGAAAGUUGUGAACAGUCCACCAUGCACGACCGUGGUCUCCCGGGCGCCAGAAGCUCUCACCACUUGUAUCCAGCCACGGAAGCGGAAGCUGACCACGGAACCACCAGGAGCCCCAGACAUGCUCACGCCUGUGGCUGCCCCAGAGGAGGACAAGGACUCUGAGGCUGAGGUGGAGGUGGAGAGCAGAGAGGAGUGUAAGUAUGGCUGCACUCUGCUCCCUUUGGGAUCGAUGCAGGAGGUGGGGCAAGGGGUCGCACUUGGUGUGACCAAGCCAGCAGACUCCAGAGUGCCUGACGCCUUGGCUUUUCUAUCGUCAGUCACCUCUUCCCUGUCCUCGCUGUCCUCGCCGUCCUUCACCUCGUCCAGCUCUGCCAAGGACCUAAGCUCCCCAGGCGUGCACGCCCCACCAGUGGUUGCCCCUGACGCUGCAACCCACGCUGAUGCCCCAAGUGGGCUGGAGGCGGAGUUGGAGCACCUGCGGCAAGCCCUGGAGGGUGGCCUGGACACCAAGGAAGCCAAAGAGAAGUUCCUGCACGAGGUGGUCAAAAUGCGCGUGAAACAAGAAGAGAAGCUGGCGGCGGCCCUGCAGGCCAAACGCAGCCUACACCAGGAGCUGGAAUUCUUACGUGUGGCCAAGAAGGAGAAGCUGCGGGAAGCUACAGAGGCCAAGCGCAGUCUGAGGAAAGAAAUUGAGCGGCUCCGAGCUGACAAUGAGAAGAAGAUGAAAGAGGCCAAUGAGUCUCGGGUGCGCCUGAGGCGGGAGCUGGAGCAGGCGCGGCAGGGCCGGGUGUGUGACAAGGGCUGUGAAGCCGGCCGCCUGCGCGCCAAGUACUCAGCCCAGAUCGAGGACCUGCAAGCGAAGCUGCAGCAUGCGGAGGCUGACCGUGAGCAGCUUCGAGCCGACCUGCUGCGGGAGCGUGAGGCCCGUGAGCACCUGGAGCGGGUGGUGAAGGAGCUUCAGGAGCAGCUGUGGCCUCGACCACGGCCUGAGAACCCGGGUGGUGAGGGCAGCGCUGAGGUGGAGCCCUAGCCGGGGCAGCGCCUGCCACUGCCACGUGGACCUCCAUGCGUGCGCAGAGGGCAGCGGGUACGUGGCUUUUGCACGCCUGGCCCAUGCCUCUGCAGCCACACAGCACAACGUUUCUACUGUGCCUAUUACCAAGCAAGUGUUUGUAACCACAUACUUUUGGAAUCCACUGCAAAAUUUUCUACUGGCCAAGUUCAAGUGAGCAAGCCAUGUCCUCUAGCUGCAGCCAAGUUGAGGCCGUCUCUGUGGCUUGUAGCUGGUCCUCUGCUUGCUAGAACAUUCUAACAUUUACACUUUUGUUAUAAGCUAUUUAAAACCAGUAAGGAGACUUGAUAUUCAAAAAAUCAACAUGUUUUUUAAUGACUAACUGUAAAAGGCCCCUACACGUGACGCCAUCUGGACACCCACUCUGGUGGGGGUGGCACCCACCCACCCACCGCCGUCCUGGGAAGCCAUCACCGCUCAUCUGUGCCCGCGGCUACAAGAGGACAGCAAGGAUUUUCUUCAGAGUCUAUUUUUUCAGCAACAAGGACCCCCAGUCUUCCUGCUGCUGCCAGGAAGAGCAGGGAGACCGCUGCCGCGUGCGAGAUGAGCCCCAACACUGCCCGCCUUACUGCCGCUGCCCCGCCCACCAACAUCACCACUACCCCUGCCCUGCAGGCACCAGGAGGCCUGAGCCGCAGUCUCUCUGGGCCCCUGGAUGCCCCUGCCCACAGGAGGGGCUGACCU
Molecule: messenger RNA, 3091 nt
Organism: Acomys russatus (golden spiny mouse)
Lineage: Eukaryota; Metazoa; Chordata; Mammalia; Rodentia; Muridae
Gene: Ski
Product: SKI proto-oncogene
Exons: 6
Coding region: 59-2365 (768 amino acids)
Biological process (GO): negative regulation of BMP signaling pathway
Cellular component (GO): nucleus
Molecular function (GO): RNA polymerase II cis-regulatory region sequence-specific DNA binding; SMAD binding; DNA-binding transcription factor activity, RNA polymerase II-specific
Source: RefSeq, a predicted model, not a curated record